UCCGAUUGUAUCUGUCAUGGCGAAGUGUUGUACGAUUAUGUGUACAAUAAAACAAAAAUAAUGGUUUAUAUACGAAAUAAAUCAACUAAAUGUGAUAAAAACUAUUGUGUACCGUCACAGAUAUUAUGAUCAAUGUGUAAUUAUUAUUAUAAAUAGUCAGUGAGUUUAAAAUGGACAAGAAAAAUGCAAUUCGGAGAGGGAAACGACCCUCCAAAGUGCUUGAAGAAAAUUAUUGGGAUUGUAGCGUGUGUACAUAUAGAAAUAACGCAGAAGCCUUUAAAUGUUCAAUGUGUGAUGUUAGAAAAGGUACCUCAACACGAAAGCCAAGGAUCAACCCGGCGCUGGUCGCCGCGCAGGCGGCGGGCACCGCGCCGACCAGCUCGCAGAAACGGCCCAGGUCCGCUAACUCGCUCAAGAAGAAACGUAGAGCGCCAAGACUUAACAACGUUGACAGGAGCUCCGCGCAGACCAGAGAGGUAACCGUAAGCGGUGUAACAGUAGUCAUAACUGAAUACAAGCCGAAGAAGUCAGUUUCCAGCAGCUCGAGUGACGUCGAAUCUUCCAAUGACGCACGACCGUGAUCUCUAACUUCCAUACAAAUUAUGCGCCCCUGGUACUUUGCAUUUUAUAAUGACGUUCUUAGUGAUUGCAUAAAUACAUGGAAAAAACUAAUUAAUAUUUAUUUUUAUAUGAAAUUGCGGUUAAAAUGUUCUUUUACCUAUCAAAAAAGGUUUUAAUACCUAUUUAGUGUAAAAAAGCUAUUAUAAAAUGUAUUGAUUUUUUUUUUAGAUCCUCCAAAACUCAAACAUUACUUAGCUUUAAAAGGUGUUGCGAAAUAGUUCUUUGAUCUUUCUCGUAUAUGUAUGUCACCGUUAAAUUGUAAACACCAUUAUGGGAUCCCGCCAGAUUGUAAUCUAUCGAAAAAAUGAUCCGUAACAUAGUACGGAGUUUACAAUACAAUCUAUAUUUUCGAUAAAAUAUAAUCUAUUGAUUUGAAACCAUUCAAUAUUAUGAGUUAGUUUAGGUUAAGUUCGGUUUAUAUAAAAACUACACCGUACACGUAGCAGAAAAAUAUUGCGUUAAACGC
Messenger RNA from Zerene cesonia (dogface butterfly), 1087 nucleotides. RefSeq names its product YY1-associated factor 2 (gene RYBP). The record is from RefSeq and is a predicted model, not a curated record. Gene Ontology annotation, cellular component: nucleus. Gene Ontology annotation, molecular function: transcription coregulator activity; DNA binding. The transcript has 3 exons. Bases 171 to 581 code for a protein of 136 amino acids. NCBI's taxonomy places the organism in Eukaryota, Metazoa, Arthropoda, Insecta, Lepidoptera, Pieridae. Gene Ontology annotation, biological process: positive regulation of DNA-templated transcription.